Molecule: messenger RNA, 1252 nt
Organism: Ichthyophthirius multifiliis
Lineage: Eukaryota; Ciliophora; Oligohymenophorea; Hymenostomatida
Product: NLI interacting factor-like phosphatase family protein, putative
Exons: 5
Source: RefSeq, a predicted model, not a curated record
AUGAUAAAGAAAAGAAUAAAUAAAAAAGUUAAAAAUAAGAUAGUCUACAAUUAAAUUAAAUAAUAUAUCAAUUAAAUGGAGAUAAUUAAUAAAUUUAGCAUUUUAAUAAUCCAAAAUAAAAAUAAUUUGUUUAAAAAGUAGAAUAAUAAACAUUUCUUUAAAAACUUUGCAGUUGUUUAUUUGAAACAUAGUUAUAUCAAUAAGAAUUACUAGAAGAAAAUAAUACAAAAUCAAUAACUGAAAAUUCGAAUAAUACAAAAUAUGAAAAAAUAAUGUAAAUUGGACCAUAAAAAGAGCAUAACAAAGGCAAAAAGACAUUAAUAUUAGAUUUAGAUGAAACUCUUGUACAUAGUUCUUUUUAAGAAAUAAAUUCUUAUGAUUUUAAAAUAUAGAUUUUAGUAUAAGAUAUUCCGUUUACAGUAUAUGUUAAAAAAAGACCUGGAGUAGAAUAUUUUUUAAAUAAAGUUAGUGAAUUAUAUGAAUUAGUUAUAUAUACAGCUAGCUUAGCAGAUUAUGCUAAUCCUGUGUGUGAUAUAAUAGAUUAAAAACAAAUAAUAUGUCAUAGAUUAUUCAGAGAAAAUUGCACUAUUCAUAAUGGAAUGUUUGUCAAAGAUUUAACAAAAAUAGGAAGAAACAUAAAAGAUUUAAUUAUUGUUGAUAAUUCAGAAACCUCAUUUUUAUUUCAACCUGAAAAUGCAAUAUAAAUAACUAAUUUUUUCGAAGAUUAAAGUGAUCGCGAAUUAUUUAGACUUUUACCUUUUCUUCAUUUUUUAAGUGAUGUAAAAAUAAAAAAAUAUAAAAUAUUACAAAAUAAAUAGGUAAAUGAUGUAAGAUCAACCAAAAUGUGGAUGGAAAAAUACAUAUAAUAUGACAAAAUCGACUAUAUAAAUAUAAAGGGAGAACAUAAAUAAUUUUCUCGUAAAAAAUAAAAAAAUCUAAUUAUAAUAAUAAUUUAAUAAGUGAAAAUAAUUCUUAUUAUUCAAAUUUAAUUUAUGAUAAUAAUACUCCUGGAACAAAUAAUAUAAGCUAAAUAGGAAAUACCGAUGAUUUAUCUAGAAUAUAAAUGCAAAAUCAAACAAAUGAUAAAAAAUAUAAAAAGAAAACACUAACUAUAUAAGUUACUGAAGAAUAAAAAGAAUAAGAAUUAUAAAAAUAAAAAUAAAAUAUGAAACUUGAUAAUGAUUUAGAAGAUUUAUAAUAAAAAGUUAGUAUUAUAUAUUCUGUAAAAGGAAAUAAUAAAUUAGAAUCAACA